Molecule: messenger RNA, 687 nt
Organism: Merops nubicus (carmine bee-eater)
Lineage: Eukaryota; Metazoa; Chordata; Aves; Coraciiformes; Meropidae
Product: coiled-coil domain-containing protein 125-like
Exons: 5
Biological process (GO): negative regulation of cell motility; negative regulation of Rho protein signal transduction
Cellular component (GO): cytoplasm
Source: RefSeq, a predicted model, not a curated record
CUGGCAAUUCUUGGAGCCUGCACUUGCAACACUUCUGGAGGGCAGCCUUGUCCUUGUGCUAAAAUGGCAGCUGUAACUCGAAAGCAACUUCUUCAACUCAAGCAAGAGACUGAAAAUCUGAAGAAGAGUAAGGAUGAAGCUUAUGUAAUGGCAGAUGCCUUCAGAAUUGCAUUUGAGCAGCAGCUAAUGCAGAAGAAAGACCAAGCCCUGAGGCUGGCAGAAGUGAUAAAGAUUAAGAAGGAAACAAAAUUUAUAAACUGGAGGCGUCUGAAGGAUGAUGGACGUGCCAAGUUACAAACUAACAAGAACAGCCUGGGGCGAAAACUGUCUGGCCUGCUUUCAUCAGAUGUGGACUGUAGGAAGGUUGAGGAGCUGGACAAUCCUCAUGAAAUCCUGAAGAUGUUAAUAGAUUUGAUAAAUGACAAAGAGGAGGCUCUGGCUCAUCAGAGAAAGGUUAGUUACAUGCUAGCUCGUGCAAUGGAGGCGAAAGAGGAUCUGGGCCCCAUACAUGACUGCUGCCAAAACCUCAGUUCUCAAAACAGCGUUUCUUCAGUGCCCAGUGCAAAAAUACUUGAACAGACAGCAAAAAUGCUUCGAAAAUCACACUCCUGGCCCUCCGAGACUACGCAUUGUGAAGAAGAUAAUCCACAUGGAAAAGCAGACGACACUGUUGUGAUCUCUAUAUAG